AUGGGGGAGGGUCAGUGCGAGAGGGAAGGUGUGCCGGGAAAAGGUGUCCCCGAAGGGGUAGCCACGGAGGAAGUGCGCACCCACCCCGGGCAACUUCCCGACGACAAGGUGGACGAAAUUCUGGGCGAAGUGAGCGACGAUGAAGGUGUUGGGAGGGAAGAAGGUUGCGAGAGUCGUCCCUCUCCGGAGGGAGACUACUUCUACAUCAACGAUGCCAUCAAGCACAACUACCCCCUGGAGUACGAAGAAAAUAAAAUAUAUCCAAAGGUAUACUGUUACGAGCCAACGAAUUUUGAGAAUUUCAAAAAAAAAAUAAAAAACAAAAACGAACUGAGGCACUAUGAAUGCUAUUCUUCUACCAUGAAUGAAUUCUUCUACAAAUACAACGACAACUACUACGACGAUAUUCUAAAAAAUGAAAGUUUCAAGAAAUUUGCUUUCGAGUUAUGGUCCAAGAGGAAGGAAAUCAAGAAUGAAACGGAGUACCACAAUAUGUGUAUCCAGUUAAGGAAAAAAUAUAAAGUAUGUCCUUCAAAACAUCAGAUUAGUGUGGCUUUGCAACAUCAUUAUUUGCAGGCAGCUCGUAACUCCAAAGGGGGAAAGGACUGUACAUCCUCCCAUGUGGACGAACCCCUCAAUGUUGCCUCCACUUCACACACGUCUGACGUGUCGAACCAAUCGAAUCAGUCCAAUGUGGGUGGAGAUGCCACCACGAACGAGGAGGAGGGAGGAAACACCACUAGUGGAGGACAAGAUGGUGAUCAGAUGGACUUCCUGCAAGGGAAGAUACUCUCCGGGGAAGGGCUACCAGAAUGGAAUGCCCAUCAGGGGUGUGAAAAGAUGGACGAGGAGAGGGAGAAGAAGCCAACCAACGUAGUGACCACCACUGAGGAGGAGGAGGAGGACAAAAUAGAGGUGAACAAGAAAGGUAAAGACGUAAAGUUCGUCUUAGAAACUGUUACUAAUAUGAUUGUCACGACAGAAAUGAAAAAUUACAAGGACCUAGAUAAAGACAGUGUCCAUUUUUUGCAAAUAAAUAAAAGAAAAGGUGUACGAUCCAACAGCGGUGUGUUAGUCGUAACCAUCAUUACACACCCCCACAAGUUCAGCUGCAAGUACGAUUGUUACUACUGUCCGAAUGAACCAAAUCAGCCCAGAUCUUACCUGUCAACUGAACCUGCAAUUCUGAGAGCGAACCAGAACAACUUUGAUGUGAUAUGUCAAUUUUUCAAUCGAACCACCACACUAGUUAAUAAUGGACAUGUGGCUGACAAGAUUGAAGUACUCGUCUUGGGAGGCACAUGGAGUUCUUAUGAUGUCGAAUACCAGAGAGAGUUCAUAAGAGAUGUGUACUACGCGGCAAAUAUAUACCCCCUUUUAAAAAAUAGAAGAAAAAAAUUUAGCCUAGAGAAAGAGCAAGAAAUUAACGAAACAAGCAACUGUCGUAUUAUAGGGCUAACGUUGGAGACAAGACCUGACCAGAUAAAUAAGGAGGAGCUCAUUCGAUUACGAUCGUAUGGAUGUACGAGAGUGCAGUUAGGUAUACAACAUACGGAUGAUUUUAUUUUAAAAAAAGUCAAUCGUCAAUGUACUCUCCAGGAUGCCAUCAGAGCUAUUUAUCUACUUAAGGAAAAUGGGUUCAAGGUUGAUAUCCACCUGAUGCCAGACUUGCCCUACUCAGAUGUGAAGAAAGACAUUGAAAUGUUUAAGCACGUAUUGAGCUCUCCUAAUUUACAAGCUGACCAGUGGAAAAUAUACCCUUGCGAAAUUACUCCUUUUACCAGGAUUGAGAAAUGGUACAACAACAACGAGUUUAAGCCGUACUUCGAAACGGACAAAAAUCUACUCAUCUGUUUAAUCUUUCUUGUGAAGAAGUCUAUCCACCCAUGGAUCCGCCUGAACAGAGUCAUACGGGAUAUUCCCAACCCAUCUAUCAUUGCGGGAAAUAACAUAACCAACAUGAGGCAACUGAUCGCCAACGAAAUGAACAUUCGGUCGAUUUUCUGCCAGUGCAUUAGAUGUAAGGAAGUCAAGAACCAAGAAAUUGAAAAGAAAGAAGGCUCCAUUUUUUUGCAAAUAUAUCAGUAUCAGACUCUAGGCGGGGAGGAAUUUUUUCUCACCUUUCAGGGGGUGAAGAAGGUUCGAAAGGGAGCCCCAAAUGGAGCAAAGAAGAAGAAAGGCAAGAAGAAGGAGGAGCAACAUCGGACGGAGAGAAAUGUGAAUAGCGGACCAGCUGAUGAAAACUCCUCCAGGAGUGAGCAUCCCACCCAGGUAUCCGCUGCGCCACCGAAAGGUGAGGGAGUCGACGAAAAUUUUAUAGGUCUUUCCUCUGUCAAUUUAUUUGCCGAUGGGGGCUACGAGGAUGGAAAUAUCCAACCGCAAAGCGGGGGGGAGAAUAUCGAGGUAGACAUGGCCAAGGGGGUGGCCACAACCAACAGGGCGAGCACAACGAACAGGGUGACCACAACGGACGGGAUGACAACAUCCAACGAGGUGAACGCGGCCAAUCGCUUAACCUCACUGCAUACACGAGACGACAAAAACGAGCAGGCCUUGCUUGGCUUCCUGCGUCUCCGUCUGCGCAAUCAAAACGAUUACUGUGACGAUAGACCCUUUAAGUGCCUAGAAGGUUCAGCCCUCAUAAGAGAGCUGCACGUGUACGGGUCGUUAUUAAAACAUGACGAUUUUAAGGAAGAUCUCAACUUUGUUCAACAUAAGGGAUUGGGCAAAUGCUUAGUCCUCGUUGCAGAAUUGAUUGCCUACCAUUAUGGAUAUAGAAAGGUGAGUAUAAUUGCAGGGGUAGGUACAAGGGAGUAUUAUAAGAAGUUAGGGUAUGAAAAGGAAGAAACGUACGUGACGAAGGAACUGAAAAAAGAGUGUCUAUAUCAGCAGUAUUUGUUGAAUGCCGACCGAAUUGGUAAACAGAUAUUCAUUCACAAGUACAAUUUGGAACAUUGCCUGUACUUAAUGCAUAGGAGCAUACCCACCCCGUCUCGUUACAAGAGAAGCGAAAUUGAGGAAGAUAUGAAUACAUUUAUUAGCGAAAAUAUUAUCACCCUUGGAUCAGACCAAUACCUACACUGUCAGCAGGAGUGCAGCGAAGUGUGUCUUAUAAAUAUUGUGCCAGAUUUAUUGGUGGAAGGGCGAGAGAAGCACACCAUACUGACCAAGCAGAAUAAACAGACGAAGAAUAUUUCUGUACGUGAUAUCCUCAGUCAAUGGACAGGGAAAAUCCUGCACUCAUACGGAACCAAGAGCUGGAUCCGUAACGCCUAUUUUUUGUUUUUUUUUAGUACCACUAUGUUUGUUGGUGUUUCCCUUUGGGGGCGCCGUCGAAUGGGACAUCUCUGA
Messenger RNA from Plasmodium knowlesi strain H, 3351 nucleotides. Its product is annotated as elongator complex protein 3, putative. The transcript has a single exon. Gene Ontology annotation, molecular function: iron-sulfur cluster binding; catalytic activity. NCBI's taxonomy places the organism in Eukaryota, Apicomplexa, Aconoidasida, Haemosporida, Plasmodiidae. Bases 1 to 3351 code for a protein of 1116 amino acids. The record is from RefSeq and is a predicted model, not a curated record. Gene Ontology annotation, cellular component: cytoplasm; nucleus; elongator holoenzyme complex. Gene Ontology annotation, biological process: tRNA wobble base 5-methoxycarbonylmethyl-2-thiouridinylation.